Messenger RNA from Lichtheimia ornata, 1284 nucleotides. RefSeq lists its product as uncharacterized. The coding region runs from base 1 to 1284 and encodes 427 amino acids. Gene Ontology annotation, cellular component: membrane; Golgi apparatus. Gene Ontology annotation, biological process: protein N-linked glycosylation; cell wall mannoprotein biosynthetic process. Gene Ontology annotation, molecular function: alpha-1,2-mannosyltransferase activity. Lineage: Eukaryota; Fungi; Mucoromycota; Mucoromycetes; Mucorales; Lichtheimiaceae. The transcript is spliced from 4 exons. The record is from RefSeq and is a predicted model, not a curated record.
AUGCUUCACCGAAGCGAAAGCAAUGGUAUAUUGAAAACUGCCAAGACACCAUUACGGCGAAGUCGACUACUCGUACGUCCUGCGACCAUACGUGUUUUAUCAUUUCUGACAUUGGUGGCAUUGGUGAUACUACUGUCAAUUGAUAACCUAAAGCGGCUGUUUCAAAACGAGAACAUGAUUGGCGAGGAAGGCGCAAAGAUCAUUCAAUCUUUAUGUGAGCAACAUCAUCAACAACAACAAUCAGGCAGCAACAUGUUGGAGAAAUCAUCAAAUCAACUUUUAUUGGAACAUCAACGUGCAUCACAUACAGCAAAUGAGGAACAUCUACCCAUGGAUACAGUGAUUGACAACAACGUAUGGAGGGAUUUACCAGUCAAGGGUGCAUUUUACAUGGUGGUUGAUAGUGGUGAUCUACAGCAUAUUCGGGCAUCCAUUCGAAGUGUAGAAGACCGAUUCAAUCAUCGAUUUCGAUAUCCCUGGAUCUUGCUGAGCAAUCAACACCUUACUGCCAGUUUUCGCAAUUACAUCACCAAGCUCACCACUUCACCCAUAUUCUUCGGCAAGAUAGAUGCAGAGCUUUGGGAUUAUCCAUCAUGGGUAUCUGGAGUACGCGCUGAAGAUUACAUGAAGUACUUUUCUUCAUCCGAUGUAAAGCACGCAACGAGUUUUCUCUUUCGCCAGCGAUCGAGGUAUCAUGCAGGUUUCUUUUUUCAUCACCCUCUUUUACAAAAUGUCGAGUAUGCAUGGCGUGUCGAACCUGGAUCGGAUUACAGUUGUAUUAUGGAUACCGACCCUUUUGUGGAAAUGGAGCAAAGGAAUAAAACAAUGGAACGUGAAGAGCCAUUGGCGGUCCGAAGUCUUUAUCCUUUAACGUUGCAAUUCAUGAAGGAGAAUAUGCAGUUGAUGACACCACUCAAGGAGAGCCUCUUUCCAUGGCUUGUUGAUAACAAGGAUCCAAUGUAUGCAAAAGCAAAUGGCUUCAAUUAUUGCCAAAUCGAGUCGAAUUUCAUGAUUGUCAAGCUGUCGUAUCUGCGUUCGCCUGAGUAUCAGAACUAUUUUUCGUUUCUCGAUAGCACUGGCGGGUUUUAUUAUGAAAGGUGGAACGAUGCAUCAGUGCAAACAAUGGCCGCUGCCAUGUUUUUGCCUCGGAGUCAGUUGCACUUUUUCAAUCACAUUGGAUACAGCUUUGAACGUCAAAUGCAUUGCCCAUGGCGUAGCACGGAUCUUGGAACAUGCAGCUGUGACAUUACUUCAGCAACAGGCAAGUGGAUGAGGGUCAUGUGA